AUGGAGGCACAGCAUUUGCUGCCGGACCCCAUCUCCUGGUGCCUUGCCAUCUCCUCCUGCCGCGGAACCUGGCAGCGCGCGGUGGCGCUGUGGGCGCGGUGCCAGGGCCCCACUUUGCGGAGCUCCAGCGCUGCAGCGGCAGCCAGCGCUUGCGAGAAGGGCAGCCAGUGGCAAUUGGCGCUCCAGAUUUUCGCAGAGACGCGGCGGUCUGGAUGCGGAGGUUUGCCAGACAUCAUGAGCUACAACGUCGCAAUGAGCGCCUGCCACCGGGGCGAGAAGUGGCAAGAGGCCUUGGCCUUGCUGACGGAGCUGCGGCGAGGGCACUUGGUGGCCAGCGGCAUUACCUACAGUGUGGCGGUGGGCGCUUGCCAGGCGGGCCGCCAGUGGAGAACUGCGCUGCAGAUGCUGCAGCAUUUGCGUGGCCAAAGUGAGGUGCCCAACUUGAUCACCUACAACGCAGUGAUGUGCGCCUGCCAAGACCAGCUUCAGUGGCGCCUGGCCGGCGCUCUUUUUCGCCGCCGCGAAGCCCAAGACGUGGUGACCCAUUCCAUCGCAGCCCAGGCCUUCGACACCGGCGCCAGGUGCCGGGAGGCGGUGGCAGUUCUCGCUGAACUGAGCUGCGAGGGGCUGGAGGUGACGAAAGCCAUGGUGUGA
Molecule: messenger RNA, 654 nt
Organism: Effrenium voratum
Lineage: Eukaryota; Dinophyceae; Suessiales; Symbiodiniaceae
Source: the annotation of a GenBank genome assembly